AUGACUGUUCCAGGGCCGGAUUAUGAGCAUGAGCUGCCCCCAGGGAGAGAUGCACCUGAUCGCCUCGAACAGAGCGCGUACGGGUCCUCCCGAUCACCGACACCACAGCUUCAUACCGCCGAACUGGCACAGGUUCUCCCGCCCCUGACCGUGCUGCAGAAGCCGAGUAUGUCGACGAGUUCUCGACGGAGCGGAACACCCUCUCUGCAUCCAACGUCAGAGUUGGAGGAGGAAGACAAUCCGUAUAUGAUGACGAAAAGCCUGGCGCGAAGAGCAACCCUCCUGGGCUGGUUCGAUCAUUCCAAUUCCAAUCUGGCAGAGGAUCCCUCCUCAGUGUGCGUGGCCAUCAAACUCCCAGACGACGGGUAUACCUUCCAUCCUGCCGUGAUCGAUCCCAGCCUCGCAAACGCUAUCAAAAGAUUAGACGAAACGGCCGUCGUCGCGCUGUCAUCUCGCGUCACCGCCCGGACAAUCGCGACGAUCGCCCCGGGCCAGAAGAGCUUCGUCGUAGAGAGCACGAGCGCGCGUAUCCCAGUCAUCCCCACCCUCGACGACGUGGACGUAAAUCUGACCCACUACUCCCGUGCAUGCAUCGUCCUGGACGAGAAGAUCGUUCUAGUCUGGUCGCACGAUGCGACUGGGUUGCUUAACGUAGCGCAUGAUGUGGAGGUGCAGCUCGGCGGACAGAGCCCUAGGAUAUCGAAUUUCACCACCCCAAGGGUAUCCGGCCGGUCAACACCCCUCGGAUCCCUCCCGUCAGACGAGCUGCAGAAACCGGCCAUCGCGUCCCCUCUCGUGCGUGGUGCGCUGGACGAGAAACAGGAUAUAUACAGCAAGGCAGUGGCGCUGGAAGAGGGUGAGGAAGAAGACGCCCCAGACCUGGAGCAGAAUGUUGCGCCGAGGCCGGCGCUGCGGAUGCAUUCGAUCAAGAUCAGUCUGGCGAUUAUGCUGGUUAUCUUGACGCAGGCGCUGGGUGUGGCAAGGCUGCUGAAUGAGUACAUGUGGGAUGGAGGAUAUACGCGAUUUGCGCUGGUUGUCACCAUUCCGCCGCUCGCUAUGUUCUCGCUGUUCUUCUUCAUCGUGUUGGUCACCAGCUUCUUCCAGCUCUUCCUCCCCGCGGGAUUCUGUCUGAAGAACUCCAAGUAUCACUCUGCCGUCAAGCCCAAUCCAAAAGCUCAUCGGGACUACGAACUGCCCCAUAUCACAAUCCAGAUGCCUGUCUACAAGGAAGGCCUGAAAGGCGUCAUCGUUCCCACUAUGAUGAGCGUCCUCGCCGCAGUCCAAUACUACGAGGAACAAGGCGGGACCGCUUCCGUCUUCGUCAACGACGACGGCAUGCAAGUGAUCCAGCCUGAACUAGCCGAAGCGAGAAAGCAGUACUACCGCGAAAAUGGGAUCGCGUAUACUGCCCGGCCUCCCAACAAGAAAACAGCAGUCAAGAAGAGUGGCUGGGCCUCUGGGGUCUUUCGGAAGGGCAAGUCCGCGCCAGCCAUAGAAGAAAACUCUCAAGGGGGAGAAGAGGGCAGUCCUCCAACGCCGCAGGAACUGGCGAAUAAGAUCGGGUUCGAGCGCAAGGGUAAGUUCAAGAAGGCGAGUAAUAUGAACUACGGACUCGAGUUCUCGAUUCGCGUUGAGGAUGAACUGGCUCGUCUGUUGCAAGCGGAGGCCGAGCGACUGGGAUGUACGGUUGACGAGUUGACGGUGGACGACGAUGAGCGACUCUAUCAACAGGCGCUGGAUAAUACACUGGCUGCUGAUGAGGGCCGUACUUGGGCCGAAGGGAACAUUCGUAUCGGGGAGUUGAUCUUACUGAUCGACUGUGAUACUCGCGUGCCGGUGGACUGCCUUCUCUACGGCGCCCUGGAAAUGCACGAGAGCCCUGAAGUGGCCAUUCUCCAGCACGGAUCUGGCGUUAUGCAGGUUGUCCAUAAUCUGUUCGAGGAUGGCAUUACAUACUUUACCAACGUCGUUUACACAGCCAUCAAAUACGGCGUCGGGUCCGGCGACGUGUCUCCGUUUGUCGGCCACAAUGCAUUUCUCCGCUGGAAAGCAAUGCAAAGCAUCCAGUUCGUCGAUCCAUCCGACGGGCUGACAAAGUGGUGGUCCGACGCACAUGUCUCGGAGGACUUUGAUAUCAGUCUGCGGCUGCAGAUGCACGGGAUGGUGGUGCGGCUGGCGACGUAUCACAACGGGGAGUUCAAGGAAGGCGUGUCGCUGACGCUGUACGAUGAGUUGACGCGGUGGGAGAAGUACGCCUAUGGAUGUAACGAGCUGGUGUUCCAUCCUUUCUACCAAUGGUUCUACAAGGGACCGGUGACCCGGCUAUUCUUGCGGUUCCUCUGGAGCAACAUGCCGGUUACGUCCAAGGUGACCAUCGUGGCGUACAUCUUCACCUACUACGCCAUCGGCUCGGGCAUGCUCCUCGCCACGGUAAACUACAUCCUCCUCGGCCUCUUCGACUCGGACAUCGACCACCUGUACCUCCCCUCCUGGGGUAUCUGGUGCUCUCUCGUCGUCGUCUUCAACGGGUUCUCCUCCAUCGCCUUUAGCAUGGUCCGCCACCAGCUCAGAGAGGAGACAUUCUGGCGCGCCCUCCUCGACGCCGUCAAAUGGCUCCCCUUCCUGAUUAUCUACUUUGGCGGGAUUAGCCUGAACUGUGCCAAGGCCAUUCUGUGCCAUGCAUUCAGCAUCAAUCUCGAAUGGGCGUCGACAGCCAAGGAGAUGGGGCCGACGGGCUUCUACAUCGGGAUGGACAAGAUGGUCAGGCGAUUCAAGUGGACGUGGGCGAUUUGUUUGGUUCUCGCGGGAGUGAUGAUUUACUUUGCGGUUGGGGCCCCUUGGGGAUGGACGAUUACGCCGGGCCCUUAUUCGACCGCGAAUGUGGCAAUUGCGCCGUUGGCUAUCCAGAUUUGCUCGUCCAGUUUUCUUCCGUUCUUUUUGGGAUUGAAUUGA
Messenger RNA from Aspergillus udagawae, 2952 nucleotides. RefSeq lists its product as uncharacterized. The coding region runs from base 1 to 2952 and encodes 983 amino acids. The transcript is spliced from 14 exons. The record is from RefSeq and is a predicted model, not a curated record. Lineage: Eukaryota; Fungi; Ascomycota; Eurotiomycetes; Eurotiales; Aspergillaceae.